Messenger RNA from Nerophis ophidion (straightnose pipefish), 3631 nucleotides. RefSeq names its product SWI/SNF related, matrix associated, actin dependent regulator of chromatin, subfamily a, member 5 (gene smarca5). The transcript is spliced from 24 exons. Gene Ontology annotation, cellular component: nucleus; chromatin. The coding region runs from base 201 to 3308 and encodes 1035 amino acids. Lineage: Eukaryota; Metazoa; Chordata; Actinopteri; Syngnathiformes; Syngnathidae. Gene Ontology annotation, molecular function: ATP hydrolysis activity; ATP binding; histone binding. The record is from RefSeq and is a predicted model, not a curated record. Gene Ontology annotation, biological process: nucleosome organization; regulation of transcription by RNA polymerase II.
CGAUGACGUCACGCUGUGAGAACGCGGGGUAAAACACCCGCUAGCAUCCACCGGUGUUGUGUCUUUCAUUGCCGCCCAGCAGCACGGCGCCACACUCGGAGCACAAAGUUGUCCAAUACACCCAAGACUCAACCAGGGAACACAGCCGUGGACGAUAUUAAGACAACUUGAAGAGGAAUCUCCUAUAAAGGAAAAAAAAAAUGUCGGAAAUUCUAUCCUGCGUGGAACCGCGGGAAGAAGAGCAGAUGGAAGUCGAGGAAGCGCCGGGAGCGGAGGAAAAAUCUGAUUCCGAUGCUGGCAAGGAAUCCUCUUCAGACGCUGGACCCGAUGGCCAACAUGCGUCGUCCUCCUCCUCGACCAAAACCAAGGUUUCUAUGCCCGGUUAUGAAGAGAAAGUGCAAACAGACCGGACCAACAGAUUCGACUAUCUGUUGAAGCAAACCGAGUUAUUUGCUCAUUUCAUCCAACCGGCUGCACAGAAGACACCUACCUCCCCGCUGAAGAUGAAGCCGGGGCGUCCCCGAAUCAAGAAAGAUGAGAAACAGAACCUGUUGUCUGCUGGAGACAACCGUCAUCGUCGCACAGAGCAAGAAGAGGACGAAGAACUGCUCAGCGAGAGCACCAAGACCACAAACGUCUGCACCCGCUUCGACGAUUCGCCCUCGUACGUCAAAUCGGGUAAAAUGAGGGACUAUCAGGUCCGCGGUCUAAACUGGCUCAUCUCUUUAUACGAGAACGGCAUCAACGGAAUCCUUGCUGAUGAAAUGGGUCUGGGAAAGACUCUCCAAACCAUUUCUUUGCUGGGCUACAUGAAGCACUACAGAAACAUCCCCGGGCCGCACAUGGUCCUGGUGCCCAAGUCCACCCUCUACAACUGGAUGAACGAGUUCAAGAGAUGGGUCCCGUCUCUACGCGCUGUCUGUCUCAUAGGAGACCGAGACCAGAGGACGGCCCUCAUCAGAGACGUGCUGCUGCCGGGCGAAUGGGACGUGUGCGUGACCUCUUAUGAGAUGCUCAUCAUCGAGAAGGCAGUGUUCAAGAAGUUCAACUGGAGAUACCUGGUCAUUGACGAAGCUCACAGGAUCAAGAACGAGAAGUCAAAGUUGUCCGAGAUCGUGCGAGAGUUCAAGACCACAAAUCGCCUUCUGCUGACCGGAACGCCUCUGCAGAACAACCUCCACGAAUUGUGGGCUCUGCUCAACUUCCUGCUCCCUGAUGUCUUCAACUCAUCAGAGGACUUUGAUUCCUGGUUUGACACCAACAACUGCUUGGGUGAUCAGAAGCUGGUGGAACGUCUUCACACCGUGCUGCGCCCUUUCUUGCUCCGGCGUAUCAAAGCCGAUGUAGAGAAGACACUCCUACCGAAAAAGGAGAUCAAGAUGUACGUGGGCCUCAGUAAAAUGCAGAGAGAAUGGUACACAAAGAUCCUCAUGAAGGACAUCGACAUCCUGAACUCAGCCGGCAAGAUGGACAAGAUGCGUCUGCUCAACGUUCUCAUGCAGCUGAGGAAGUGCUGCAACCACCCUUACCUGUUCGACGGCGCCGAGCCCGGCCCGCCCUACACCACAGACCUCCACCUGGUGGUCAACAGCGGCAAGAUGGUGGUGCUGGACAAGCUGUUGCCCAAGAUGAAGGAGCAGGGCUCCCGCGUGCUCAUCUUCAGCCAGAUGACCAGGGUUUUGGACAUCUUGGAGGACUACUGCAUGUGGAGGAACUACGGCUACUGUCGCCUAGACGGUCAGACACCACACGAGGAGAGACAGAUCUCCAUCAAUGCGUACAACGAGCCCAAUAGCAGUAAGUUCAUCUUCAUGCUGAGCACCAGAGCCGGCGGCCUCGGUAUCAAUCUGGCCACCGCCGAUGUCGUCAUCCUCUACGACUCAGACUGGAACCCCCAAGUCGACCUUCAGGCUAUGGAUCGAGCGCACAGGAUCGGUCAGCUGAAGCAGGUACGCGUCUUCCGCUUCAUCACGGAGAACACCGUAGAGGAGAGGAUCGUGGAGAGGGCCGAGAUGAAGCUGCGCUUGGACUCCAUCGUCAUCCAGCAAGGCCGACUUGUGGAUCCGAGCGCCAACAAGCUGGGCAAAGACGAGAUGCUGUCCAUCAUCCGUCAUGGCGCCACGCACGUGUUUGCCUCCAAGGAGAGCGAGAUAACGGACGACGACAUCGACGCCAUCCUGGAGAGGGGAGAGAGAAAGACGAUGGAGAUGAAGGAGAAGCUGUCUUCCCUGGGAGAGAGUUCUUUGAGGAACUUCACAAUGGACACGGAGAACAGCAGCGUGUACACCUUCGAGGGAGAAGACUACAGAGAGAAGAAGAAGGUCAUUACCAACUGGAUUGAGCCCCCCAAGAGAGAAAGGAAGGCAAACUACGCUGUGGACGCCUACUUCAGGGAAGCCCUCCGAGUCAGUGAGCCCAAAGCCCCCAAGGCUCCUCGUCCACCCAAGCAGCCAAACGUCCAAGACUUCCAGUUCUUCCCGCCGCGUCUCUUUGAGCUCCUUGAGAAAGAAAUCCUCUUCUAUAGAAAGACCAUCGGCUACAAGGUGCCCCGCAAUCCUGAAAUGCCCAACUCAGCCCAGGUCCAGAAGGAGGAGCAGGGCAAGAUCGAUGAAGCAGAAGCUCUGAGCGAGGAGGAGCUGGAGGAGAAGGAGAACCUCCUGCAGCAGGGAUUUACCAUUUGGAACAAACGCGACUUCAACCAGUUCAUCAAAGCUAACGAGAAGUGGGGACGAGAUGACAUUGAGAACAUCGCCAGGGAGGUGGAAGGCAAAACUCCAGAGGAAGUGAUGGAGUAUUCUGCUGUGUUCUGGGAGCGCUGCAACGAGCUCCAGGACAUUGAGAAGAUCAUGGCCCAGAUAGAGCGAGGAGAGGCAAGAAUCCAGAGAAGGAUCAGCAUCAAAAAGGCUUUGGACUCUAAGAUUGGUCGCUACAAGGCCCCGUUCCACCAGCUGCGCAUCUCCUACGGAACCAACAAAGGGAAGAACUACACAGAGGAGGAGGACCGCUUCUUAAUCUGCAUGCUGCACAAGCUGGGUUUCGACAAGGAGAGCGUGUACGACGAGCUGCGCCAGUGCAUUCGCAACUCGCCACAGUUCCGCUUCGACUGGUUCCUCAAGUCCAGGACGGCCAUGGAGCUCCAGAGGCGAUGCAACACGCUGAUCACGCUCAUCGAGAGAGAGAACAUGGAGCUUGAGGAGAGAGAGAAGGCAGAGAAGAAGAAGAGAGGUCCAAAGACGGGCUCGGCCCAGAAACGGAAGCCUGAAGCCACCUCGGAUGGUCGCGGACGGCGAAAAAAGCUGAAGUUGUGAAGCUGCCCAUUCACUGUAUGUACAGCUUCAGUUCAUUAGCCAGCUACACAUUUUGACAGCAGGAGUAGUUUGAAGGCUUUAAUGGUCUCAAACAUCAUAGACUCAUUGUUUGCUUCUAACGACCUCGGCGUUGUCAUGCACUGAAACACUUGGAGCAGUGCUGAUUUUCUUUCUUUUCAGUCUCUUUUUUUUUACCAGUACUUAAUGGAAAUAAUCGUAUUUAUGCUUGUUGGUUGUACCACAUUCCAUUUGUUUUUUCUUUGUGAAGUAGAAAUGUUAUUUUUUUCUCAAAUAAAAAUCCCUUUUAUAUAAAAAGAAAAAAA